GUCCACCCCGCGGCCUGCUUCGUGCCCGAACCGGGCCGGGCACGGCGACAAAGGACCGGUCAGCCCCGACCGGCCCCGGCCCCCCGCACACGUGCUGUUGGAACCCAGCGAUGGGCGGGGGGGCCGCAGGGCGCGGGCUGAGCCGGCUCUGCGGAGUGGUGUCUCCUGCGGCCCAGCCUCGGGUGGGCAUGUCCCCGGGUGCAGCCCCCGGUGCAGGCAGGCCCCAGCCCGCGGCUCCUGACACACCAGCGUUAACUGGGACGGGCCCCGUGUCCCCCCAGCACUUGGGGUGCAGGGAGUGGGGCCAGGUCCUGCCCAGCGCUGUGGGACACGUGUGUGUGUCUGGCUGUCUGCGAAAGGUCCCAGCGAAGCCCCUGGCAUGUGCUGCUGCCAUUCCCUGACCUUGGGCCAGCGCUGGUCAUGGCUGCAGGCCCGGUGCUGAAAGUGCAUUUCCGCCCAGGCCAGAGGAGGAGAAGAGGCUGCUGGAGUGGGAGGCAGCCGAUCCGCUGCAGGCAGGCUCUGCCCCGUGCCUGGGGGCUGGCAGGGCAGCACAGAGGGAUGCUCUAGGGAAGGCAAGGCAGCACCAGGAGGGAGCAACUCUGCCCCGGAGGGCACUGCCACAGCAUGGAGGGGCUUUGGGCGCCCAGUGUCCUGCUGCUUUCCUGCCUGCUGCUGCCCUCUUCUGCAGGGAGCCAGCUCAGCCCCAGCCCCGACCAGCGUUUGCAGAUGGACCCCAAGGAGACACCGCCCCAGCACCAUGCUGCCAGGGCCAUCCAGGAGCAGAAGGCUGGCAGUGCCCAGGAGGGGCUGCCCCCACAGCCCCGCUGUGUUCGCUGCUGUGAGCCGGCCGACCAGCGCUUCUCCUACACCCAGUACCAGCCCCUGCCUCAAAUCAACAUGACCAUCCUGAAAGGCGAGAAAGGGGACCGCGGUGAGCGAGGCAUGCAGGGCAAGUUUGGCAAGACAGGGGUGGCCGGCAGCCGAGGCCACGCAGGGCCCAAGGGACAGAAGGGCAGCAUGGGCGCCCCAGGGGAACGCUGCAAGAGCCACUACGCUGCCUUUUCAGUGGGCCGCAAGAAGCCCCUGCACAGCAAUGACUACUACCAGACCCUCAUCUUCGACACACAGUUUGUCAACCUCUAUGAGCACUUCAACAUGUUCACGGGCAAGUUCUACUGCUACGUCCCUGGGAUCUACUACUUCAGCCUCAACGUGCACACCUGGAACCAGAAAGAGACGUACCUGCACAUCAUGCGCAAUGGGGCAGAGAUGGUCAUCCUUUAUGCCCAGGUGAGUGACCGCAGCAUCAUGCAGAGCCAAAGCGUCAUGUUGGAGCUGCAGGAGCAGGAUGAGGUCUGGGUGCGGCUCUACAAGGGCGAGCGUGAGAAUGCCAUCUUCAGCGAUGAGUAUGACACUUACAUCACCUUCAGCGGCCACCUCAUCAAGUACAGCGGGGACCCCUGAGCACCUGGUCCACCCUGCUCCUCCUCCCCUGGGGCAGAUGUCUGAGGAGCCCCAGCUGCCCUCUUGCCCCAGGCAUGCCACCCACCAUUAAGCUGUUAGCCCUUCCACAUGCUACUACUGCCAGCAGCUGCACCAGUGUGUGAAUGCCCCCAUGCCCAGCUCCUCGAGGCUGAGCCUAUGUACCUGGAAGAGUCAGAGCCAUUUCCAGCCUCUGCUGCAUUUGUGACCUGGCAAGCAGUCACUCGCCUGGGGCAGGUAGGGAACUCAUCCCCACCUGUGCCUGUGUCAGAGCUGGGUUUGCUGGGGCACAGUCAGUUGUGGCAAUGGCUGUGAGCUUGUGUUUGGGGUUUGCUUGGCAGCGCCCUGGUGAGAGGCAGCGCAGAUACACACACCGUCUUUUUCCCUUGCCCCCUCUUGCACCAUGCCAUGUGCGGCAGGCUCCUUCUGCAAAAGAGCAGAGGGUGCUCAGCACCCAGCAGGAAAGGCAGUAAAACCACUAAGGGCCCCUCUCUCUGCAGAGCUGGGUCCCAACAGCACAGAUAUUGCAGCACAAUGGUGGGUACCCUCUGUGCUGAGCCUCCCCAAGUGCUCCCAUGGGGGAGCAGAUUGUAUCUGUUCCCCUUUGCAAGUCCCUAUUGCAGUUCCCUCCGCCGCAGCCUCUGCUGGGUGCCGAUGCUACCAAGGAGGGGUUGGCACCUUGCCGGCAGCCCUGGGUGCGAGGCCUCAGCUGCUUCCUCUUCAGUUAAAUUAUCUGCUGGCUAGGCUUUGUAUUUUUUGUAGAUGCAAUAGCAAAGCAGGGCCUGGGACAGUGUGCUGCCCACCACUCUCUGUACAGCUUGUGACCACAUUAAACACCCCACAACUUUAAAUCCUA
Molecule: messenger RNA, 2338 nt
Organism: Falco peregrinus (peregrine falcon)
Lineage: Eukaryota; Metazoa; Chordata; Aves; Falconiformes; Falconidae
Gene: C1QTNF1
Product: C1q and TNF related 1
Exons: 5
Coding region: 625-1464 (279 amino acids)
Molecular function (GO): protein binding
Source: RefSeq, a predicted model, not a curated record